AUGCACAAUCAUAUAGAUUCUUUUUGUAUUUUUAUUUCCAUUAUAAUUCUUCUUAAUUUGACUUAGAUUCAUCUAAAUUAGUAAUUGGUUUAAUAAAUAUAUUAAUAAUAUCUAUUUCUUUUUCAAUAAUUUAUUAUUUUUUAGCAUAUUUUAGAGGUAUAUUUGCAAUUAGAUUUUUUUCAAUUGUUGCUUAUAGUGAUGAGAACUUUUAAAGAUGAUCACAAUCUGUAAUACAUUUAGAUGAUGUUGGAACUUUAAGUGUUAAAUUAAAUUAUAAUUUUUGAGGUAAAAAUUCUUUAGUGUAUAAAAAUUCUUCUAAUAAGAGCAGCAUCUAAGAAUAGAAUAGAAAGUUACUUCUUAAUAUUUCUUAGUUGUAAUUUCUUAUUUAUAAUUUGUAGAAUAGAAUUCUGCUAAUAUUUUAAUAGCUUCAUAUCCCAAAAAUAAAUCAUUUCGCUAUAUAAUAACUAAAAAUAUUGCCUAAAUUGAUUAAGUUAAUUGUUAUUACAUCUUUAUUUACAUUGCAUAUAGAAAGAUAAUUUAAAUCCAAAACAAUUGA
Messenger RNA from Paramecium pentaurelia, 556 nucleotides. The record is from the annotation of a GenBank genome assembly. NCBI's taxonomy places the organism in Eukaryota, Ciliophora, Oligohymenophorea, Peniculida, Parameciidae.